AUGGAUUAUAAAACCAUAAAUUACGAACAAGGGAAGAUUGAAUAUGGAAGUGAGGAAAUAUAUGUUUCCAUCAUUUCCAAAUUUAUCAACAUGACCUUUGAAAAAUAACUGCAAGAAUUGUACUUAGCCGUAUAAUUGCUUGAUUAAAAAAGGGUUGAGAGGGCUUGCUUUGUCCUCAAGGGAAGUGUAGGAUAGAUCCUUGCAUUUGAUUAUCUGUAAAAAACAAAUGCAUUAUAUGAUAUCGCCAAGAAACAACAGCCUCAUACUGACAGAGAUAUAAUUGAUUUAUAUCACAGAUAUUUUGACUUGAUUGAUGCCAGCAUUCAAUUGGCAGGAGAAUUGUCCACGGCUGCUAAGAAAUUAAAUCAUAUAGUAAAUCUGUUUACAAUCGAUAGGGGAUACCAUUUGGCCAAAAGAUAUAUAUAGGAAUACAGUAAGCCAAGUGAUAAUUAAUAACGAUGUCAAUAAUGCAAGGAAUGUGUCAUAUUUUGA
Paramecium tetraurelia is the source of this 492-nucleotide messenger RNA. RefSeq lists its product as uncharacterized. The record is from RefSeq and is a predicted model, not a curated record. NCBI's taxonomy places the organism in Eukaryota, Ciliophora, Oligohymenophorea, Peniculida, Parameciidae. The transcript has 4 exons.